Strongylocentrotus purpuratus (purple sea urchin) is the source of this 1229-nucleotide messenger RNA. Its product is annotated as ubiquitin-conjugating enzyme E2-17 kDa. Gene Ontology annotation, biological process: ubiquitin-dependent protein catabolic process; protein polyubiquitination. The record is from RefSeq and is a predicted model, not a curated record. NCBI's taxonomy places the organism in Eukaryota, Metazoa, Echinodermata, Echinoidea, Camarodonta, Strongylocentrotidae. Gene Ontology annotation, cellular component: nucleus. The transcript has 6 exons. Gene Ontology annotation, molecular function: ubiquitin conjugating enzyme activity. The coding region runs from base 136 to 582 and encodes 148 amino acids.
CUCGAGUUGUCCAGGAUAUUAGGUCGGGUUCUCAGGGUCGGGCUGUCUGUGGGUCGGCCUUGUCUAGGAUUCCAAAAUAGUACACCAUUAUCGGUACGGUAUCACCAUCAGCAAAGUCGAAAACGCUAGCACAACAUGGCAUUAAAAAGAAUAAACAAGGAGUACCAGGAUAUAAAAAGAGAUCCCCCACAACAAUGUUCAGCAGGCCCUGUUUGUGAGGAUAAUUAUUAUCAUUGGCAAGCAACAAUAAUGGGUCCGGGAAACAGUCCAUACCAAAAUGGUGUAUUUUUCCUCACGAUUCAGUUCCCAACAGAUUAUCCCUUCAAACCUCCCAAGGUUGCUUUCACCACAAAAAUCUACCAUCCAAAUAUCAACAGCAAUGGCAGCAUCUGCUUAGACAUCCUCAGAUCACAGUGGUCGCCAGCGCUCACCAUCUCAAAAGUACUCCUGUCGAUCUGCUCGCUGCUAUGCGACCCUAACCCUGAUGACCCCCUGGUACCUGAAAUCGCACAAUUAUACAAGAGGGACAGAGCACUGUACGAAGCAGAAGCUAAAAAAUAUACUUCCAAACAUGCCAUGUGACCUCCCAUGUGACCUCUCAUGUGACCUCUCAUGUGACCUCUCAUGUGACCUCUCAUGUGACCUCCCGAUAUUGACUCCAUCUCCUUAUUACAUGCCAUACAGAGUAGACUAAUCAAUUGGAGAUCAGUGUCUACCUGUACAGUCGGCAUAGAGCAAGAUUUUUCUGUUGUCAAUAGUAAACAAAAAUCAUAGAGCUUUCAUGAAAGAGAUAUUAAAGAGACGGAGUGAAUCCUCAUGUACUUUAUAACAUGUGCUCUGUUGUUUACCGAUCAUAUGGUUUGAAUUUUUCGGUUAGACCAUUAUAAAUGCAGACAUGAUUCUCAUUCAAACUGUGACUUAUUACGACCAAUAUUUGUAAGAAUUGUAGAUACCGUAAGCUUUAUCAGAUUAUAAAGGUACAAAGCACCAUGGAUUUAGAGUUGGAUUAAAAAAAAAAAUAUCUGGAUAUAGUACAGAUUAUAAGGGAAUAAAGCACCAUGGAUUAGAGUUGGAUUAAAAAAAAAAAAAUCUGGAUAUAGUACACUGUAGUUAUAGUAUAUGUCAGACUUCAUUCCAUUCGGUACUGAAAGUGAGAAAAGUUGGCACAAGGGGGAGGGUAAAAAGUAAUUUUUUUAAAAGUAAUUAGAACUGUGGAGUAUGUGUGUAUA